AUUGACAAUCCAAGGUACAGAACAACUUAUUUCCAAAAGUCUGACUAAAAGGUGUUUAGGAAUGGUAGUUUUUAGCAUUUUUCACAGUAAAUUAAGGAAAAUUUGUGAUUUUACAUAUUUGUAGUCCUUCGGACGUUUAUUCCUGCAAUUCGUUAUCAGUUUUCAACUAGAAAGAUGAGUAAUCACUACAAUAAUGGGGGCAGGGCUGGGGAGACUGAACAAAUGGCCCAGCCCCAAUAUUUAAAAGUUUUUAUACCUAGAGAUUAUACUGAUGGAACAAUCGUGAGAUUCCAGAGAAGUUUUCCACAGGAGUUAGAAGGACGACUGGAAAAGCAAACCUUCGAGUCAACAAUUAAUAGAUUAAAUGAAAUAUUUGAAGAAGCAGAAAAAGCCUCGUGUUCUGCCUAUUGCGAGGGGUGUUUUGCUUGUGUGACUGCGUACCUAAUUUAUCUGUGCAAGGAAACCCGCUAUGAAAAGAAACUGAGAAAAGUGUCCAAGUUCAUAGCAGAACAAAAUGAAAGAGUCUUCGAGCCACGAGGGUUAAAACUAACAGAUCCUAGUUCGCGUGGUUUGCGAGUUUUGGAAAUUAGCUGCUUCGAUCGGCCGCCGAAUGCAUGACUUACACUUUCCCACUCUACCCAUGAGUUUUUCAUGUGAAUUAAGAGCUUCGAAUGUUGCCAAGAAACGACCGUCAACUCAUAGAUUUAAUCCAUGUCGUCACGUGAACAAUACUCGCAGAAAAUAUAGGUACUUGAUUUAGUAAAAUUGUUUGGCUGUGAAAAGCAAAACUCAAGGCUAAUCACCGAUAAAGAAGUUUCGGGAGAGGAAACUGAAUAGAUAUUGGAUUUAUCAACUAAAUCAAUGUCUAACUUCUAUUAUGUGUUAUGUUAGGGUUGGGCACCUGUAUCUAUUAGCCUUGUAGACGUCGUCACUUCAUAAAUACUUUCUCAUCAAGCUUAAAAUUGUCUUUAAUCUUUGAUGAAACGUUACUGCCAACAUUUAAAUUGCAUAAAUCAAGUGAGUAGGUUGGAAGUAAAGAACAACAGUUAAGCAAAAAAUCGUCUCUGCUGUUCAAUAUCAAAUCCAGUUUUUGAAAAGCGCUCAGGUAUAUUUUCUUGAUUACUGAAACUCACUAGAUGGUAGAGUGUUUUUUAUUAUUUUUACUUCACUAUGGCUUGUGUGCCAAAUUGGUCAUAAAAUGUGCAACCUUUCCUUACAGAAUAAAUUUACAAAUGCCUAACUCACAACAAAUAAGAGCUGCCUCUUAUUUGUUGUGAGUUAGGCUACUGAUAAUUGUAGAACCGACUUUCAAAAAUAAAUCGCCCAGAACAAAUUCUGGAAAACGUUUCAUUAAUCCAUAUCUAAAUUAAACGAUUAUUUAGAUAAUUAUUUAUUUUUAGUAUUAUUAUUUAUCUGAAAUUUGUUUUAUUUUGAUAACUGUGUAUGUGAUAAUUACAAGGUAGCCUUUUGGAUAUUUUGUUCGUUGUUUUCUUCAAAACUAUUAAUAUGGUAACCCGUGUUUUGGAGUUAAAUAUGCGCUCACUUUAGUAGCUAUUUUACUUUGUAUUAAAUGGUUCAAUUAUUUUCUUUGUUCAGCCUUGCACUGUUAUUGCAACAGGCUGGAUGUACGGUUAAUAAAUUGACCUGGAAUUCUGAAACUGAAUUAUUUUGUUUGGGAAGUGAUGUAAGUUUCAAGGAUAUCAAGAGUCAACUUAUUCUCGUGUUUUUACUUCAUUAAUCAUUCGCUCUUCUCUACAAAUUCAUCCGGUGUUAAUUUCUGCAUCUAAGUUAGGAUCAAGGCAGAACAAAAACCGUUUAUAUACCGUAAUUAUUGUAUUGCCGAUUUAUCUAGUUUCUAAGUUGUAUAUAAUUGCAUUUAUGUCUUCCCAAACAACCUUACGUAUAUAUUUUAUUUAUUACUCUAAUACUUUUGUAUAUGGUAAACGAAAUCAUUUACGUUAGAAUUGACACAGUCAAUAAAGAGUGGAUUUAUUUAGAGUUUUUGUUUUUAGUUUAUAAGACCCUUAUUUGAAAAUAAAUGAAUGUUUUUUAUGUAGUUGUAUGGAAUAUCGUCAAUAAAAAAGUAGGAAAAUUGA
This is a messenger RNA of Dendroctonus ponderosae (mountain pine beetle), 2096 nucleotides long. Its product is annotated as golgin subfamily A member 7. Lineage: Eukaryota; Metazoa; Arthropoda; Insecta; Coleoptera; Curculionidae. The record is from RefSeq and is a predicted model, not a curated record. The transcript has 3 exons. The coding region runs from base 175 to 618 and encodes 147 amino acids. Gene Ontology annotation, biological process: peptidyl-L-cysteine S-palmitoylation; protein targeting to membrane. Gene Ontology annotation, cellular component: palmitoyltransferase complex.